UGUGGUGGCGUUUUAUCAGACGCAUCUUUCUCCCAAUCUUCCUAGAGAGAGGAGACUGUAGCAGCGGGAAAGAGCGAGAGAGGCGAUGGCGGUGAAGCACGUGCUGCUGGCCAAGUUCAAGGAGGAGGUGUCCCCCGAAGCCGUGGACGACCUCAUCAAGGGCUACGCCAACCUCGUCUCCCUCAUCCCCCCCAUGAAGGCCUUCCACUGGGGAAGGGAUGUGAGCAUCGAGAACCUGCAUCAGGGUUUCACCCAUGUGUUCGAAUCAACGUUUGAUGGUGUGGAAGGCAUUGCGGAAUAUAUUGCACACCCAGCUCAUGUGGAGUUUGCCAAUAAAUUUCUUCCUGCACUGGAGAAGGUUAUCGUUAUUGAUUACGCACCAACUGCUGUCAAUUAAAGAUGGAGAGAGGAUUAAGUUCUCUCAUAAUUCUUCCUGGUGGAGGAGGCAUUUGCUCGAGGAUUGCAUCUCUUUAGAGUCCAUGAAACAUCCUUUUGCUUCGUGUUUUCAUAUGUAGCCAAAACAUCUGUUUUAUUUGGUGGCACGGUGUUGUGGGCGUUAUCUCACUUCAUCGAACUCAUUAAAUAAGGGGGAAUAAAAUGGUAGGUUAUAUCGUGCUCUUCUCGAACA
Musa acuminata AAA Group (dessert banana) is the source of this 628-nucleotide messenger RNA. Its product is annotated as stress-response A/B barrel domain-containing protein HS1. NCBI's taxonomy places the organism in Eukaryota, Viridiplantae, Streptophyta, Magnoliopsida, Zingiberales, Musaceae. The coding region runs from base 86 to 397 and encodes 103 amino acids. The transcript is spliced from 2 exons. The record is from RefSeq and is a predicted model, not a curated record. Gene Ontology annotation, biological process: pollen tube adhesion.